UUUAGUUACAUUUUUAUUUGUAUCGCUCUCUCCCAGUCAGGGUUUUAGUGGAACUUCCAAAUUUGAGCUUCUUCAAUGGCGAUUCGUUCAUUUUGGAGAUCAAAAAGUAGGUUUAUGAUUUCUUCAAUGACUAUUCGAGACUUUAUAGUACCAAUCAUUGCAGAAUCACCCACUCUUAUAAUACCUCAAAACUCAAUCAAUGAAAUUAAUCAAAUGAACUCAUCAGUGAGGUGUUACCAUGAUGGUAGACCAAGAGGACCACUUUGGAGAGGUAAGAAAUUGAUUGGUAAAGAAGCUUUAUUUGUGAUUUUGGGCAUCAAAAGAUUCAAAGAUGAUGAAGACAAGCUUGGAAAGUUUAUUAAAACUCAAGUUUUUAGAUUGUUGAAGAUGGAUAUGAUUGCAGUUCUCACUGAGCUUGAGAGGCAAGAGGAAGUUGGUUUGGCUUUAAAGAUGUUUAGGAUAAUUCAGAAGCAAGAUUGGUACAAGCCUGAUGUGUAUCUGUACAAGGACUUGAUUAUUGCGUUGGCGAAGAAUAAGAAAAUGGAGGAUGCAAUACAAGUAUGGGAAAGCAUGAGACAAGAGGGUUUGUUUCCUGAUUGUCAAACUUAUGCUGAAGUAAUUCGAGGUUUUUUAAGGUAUGGGUCACCAGGGGAUGCUAUGAAUGUAUACGAAGACAUGAAGAAGUCUCCUGAGCCUCCAGAGGAAUUACCAUUCAGGAUUUUAAUGAAGGGUCUCUUACCUCAUCCCCUUUUGAGAAACAAAGUGAAGCAAGAUUUUGAAGAAAUAUUUCCUGAUAGACAUGUGUAUGAUCCUCCGGAAGAGAUAUUCGGAUUGCGAUGAGGUACUAUCAUGCUUAUAUAUUGAUAUAGUCUAUAGCUUUCUCUUACAUGCACUUUAGAUGAGGCGUUUCUUUAUUAUGUUUGAACUCAUUCCUUAUCCAUGGAACAUCGGGUCCUUGUAUUGAUGCCUGUUAUAUAGAAAGGAAUUCAUCUUUGCUUUCAGUCA
Messenger RNA from Papaver somniferum (opium poppy), 1005 nucleotides. Its product is annotated as protein THYLAKOID ASSEMBLY 8-like, chloroplastic. The record is from RefSeq and is a predicted model, not a curated record. Gene Ontology annotation, molecular function: protein binding. Bases 76 to 840 code for a protein of 254 amino acids. NCBI's taxonomy places the organism in Eukaryota, Viridiplantae, Streptophyta, Magnoliopsida, Ranunculales, Papaveraceae. The transcript has 2 exons.